This is a messenger RNA of Saccoglossus kowalevskii, 696 nucleotides long. Its product is annotated as glutathione S-transferase kappa 1-like. The record is from RefSeq and is a predicted model, not a curated record. Gene Ontology annotation, biological process: glutathione metabolic process. Gene Ontology annotation, cellular component: mitochondrion; peroxisome. NCBI's taxonomy places the organism in Eukaryota, Metazoa, Hemichordata, Enteropneusta, Harrimaniidae. Gene Ontology annotation, molecular function: glutathione transferase activity; glutathione peroxidase activity.
AUGACAUCCUCCGGAUUUUCUCAGGUUGGGAGGAAAACUGUUGAGUUGUUUUACGAUGUUGUCUCUCCCUAUUCAUGGAUUGGUUUUGAGCUACUGUGUAGAUACAGACACAAAUGGAAUAUAGAUCUUAAGUUCAAACCAUUCUUUCUUGGUGCUAUCAUGCACUAUUCAAAAAACAGUCCACCUGGUUCUAAUUUACAUAAAGGGAAUUAUGCUGGCAAGGAUUUGCAUAGACUGCGAAGCUAUUGUAAUAUUCCUCUCAAUGCACCAAGUGAUGUCGCAGAGGUGAUGUUUGUGAAAGGAACAUUGUCAGCACAAAGGCUUUUAACAGCUAUUUCAAUGGAUCUUGAUGAUAAAGCAGUGGAAGAUGUAUCGAGAGAGCUAUGGCUUAGAAUAUGGUCAAAGGACAAAGAUAUUACUGAAGCAGACAGUCUCUUAGCAGCUGCAACAAAUGCUGGAAUUCCUAUGGAAAAAGCCAAGAUACUUCUUACAAGAAUUAAAGAUCAGGAUGUGAAGGAUAAGCUGAAAGAGAGAACAGAGACAGCAUUGAGUCAUGGGGCCUUCGGAGCACCCACUAUAUUAGUUCAUGUUGAUGGCAAAGCUCAUAUGUAUUUUGGAUCUGAUAGAAUGCCGCUUAUAGCACAUUUACUGGGUGAGAAAUAUGAAGGUCCUUUGCCUGAACUUUCCAAGUUAUAA